UUACAUUCCGAUGUCCGGGUAACAACAGACUAUAUUUCAUCAGCAAUGUUUAUUCCAAGAUUUGCAGAUCAUUGUUAUUUAAUGUGUUACCAAAAUUUAAGCUAAAAUUGUGAUAAGCGUAAAUUGGAUAAAUAUAAAUCUUUCACAAGUAGCAUGGCCCAUACACACUUUUUUCGUUAUCUUUAUAAUCUAUCUGAGAUAAUAUUGAGAUUCAAGUCGUAGAUGUAAAGAUAUUAAUUCGAUGAGUUCAGUACUUGUGUGACAAUGGUGCAAGCAAAAAGUUCAUCCAAUGUAUCAUUGGAAGAUGCAUUGGAAAGAACUGGAUUCGGUAAAUUCAAUUGGAUCCUGAUUAUUUUAUCGGGUGCGAUACUGUCCGCUGUUUUUCUGGAAACAGUUACCAUCAACCUAAUUUUACCGGUUGCACAAUGCGAUUUACAAAUGACCAAUCAACACAAGGGCUUACUGAGUGCAAUUGGAUUCAUUGGUAUUAUUGUGUCGUCACAUCUUUGGGGAUUUCUUGCCGAUACUCGUGGAAGAAAGAAAAUUAUCGUUACGUCUCUAUUUAUCGCCUUCUUUACAACCAUCAUGUCAACAUUCACCCAAUCGUAUUGGUUGUUGGUUGUGCUGAGAUUUCUGAAUGGUUUUUUUGUUUCAGGGCCUUCCGCAACAACAUAUGCGUACCUGGGAGAAUUUCACUGUCUCAGAGAUAGAUCGAAAGUUUUGAUGUUAGGUUCAUUUACAUAUGGAUUCUUCUGCUUUUACAAUCCCAUUUUUGCGUCAAUUAUAAUAAAUCAGGACUGGACCUUUUAUAUUGCACCAAUCGACUUAGUUUUCAAGCCGUGGAGGCUAUUCAUGAUCGUCUGUGCCAUUCCAACUCUCUUAGGUGGAUGCGUUAUGCUAUUUAUGCCCGAAUCACCAAAAUUUACAUUUUCCCAGGGCAAUGAACAAGAAACACUACAAAUUUUGCAGAACGUCUACUCCUGCAACACAGGAAAGCCUGCCGAAUCUUUUGAUGUAACAUCGCUGGCUAAGGACGAAGAGUUUGAAGAUCAAAAAAUGAAGCGAAAAAACUUGUUUCAAUUUAUGUGGAUACAGACGGUUCCACUGUUUCAGCAUCCCCACCUGAAAAAUACACUGACCGUAUGUUUCAUGCAAUUCUGCAUCUUCAAUUCAUGCAAUGGAUUUUGGACGUUUUUCCCAGAAAUUACAAACAGAAUCGCUAUUUGGCAGAAUGAUCCGUCACACGUCUCUUCUACAGUAUGCCAAAUAUUGAACGACACGAGAAUUAUUCCAAACGAAAAUGAAGAGCUGUGCGUAACAAAACUUGACAACUCUGCCUAUCAAAAUAUUUUCGUGUUAGCUUCGAUCUACUGUUUCGGUUGGUUGUUCUUGUCGAUGAUUAUUAAUCGUAUUGGAAAGCUCAUCAUUAUAACAACACUGCUAUUCUCGUGCGGAAUUAUUGGAUUUUCGUUAAUCUUUGUUGAUCAGCCUGUGGUUUCGACCUACUUAUAUAUCGUACUGUUGUCCGUUGGUUUAGCGCUCACAGUAUUGAACGCAUCGACGGUGGAACUGUUUCCAACGAAAUUAAGAGCCAUGGCAUUGUGCUUGUCUCUAAUGUCUGGUAGAAUCGGCAGUGUGUUUGCAUCGAACGUAAUCGGAACGCUGCUGGAUAACUAUUGUGCCUACACAUUUGUGAUGCCCACAAUUCUUUUGAUAUCGAGCGGCUGUCUUGCAUUUACAAUUCCGAAUAUUUCGAAAAGAAUCGUAAAAUAAACGUAUUA
This is a messenger RNA of Bradysia coprophila, 1781 nucleotides long. RefSeq names its product synaptic vesicle glycoprotein 2B-like. NCBI's taxonomy places the organism in Eukaryota, Metazoa, Arthropoda, Insecta, Diptera, Sciaridae. Gene Ontology annotation, molecular function: transmembrane transporter activity. The record is from RefSeq and is a predicted model, not a curated record. Gene Ontology annotation, biological process: transmembrane transport. Gene Ontology annotation, cellular component: membrane.